Danio rerio (zebrafish) is the source of this 838-nucleotide messenger RNA. Lineage: Eukaryota; Metazoa; Chordata; Actinopteri; Cypriniformes; Danionidae. The record is from RefSeq and is a predicted model, not a curated record.
CACACUGACCUCAAUCCUCAUAAGGAUCUUACUGUCAAUCACUAAGGCAGAUGUCACUCUAAGAAUCCUCAGUCUUUUCUCUCCGUCUCUCUCUCACUGCAGAGUCACGGUCUCGUGCAGGACAGAGGAAAAAACAAACACACACCGACUGAUGAUUCGACAAAAACACGCACAUGAAAAUAUGGCGACCGUUAUGCAGGAGAGUUUGACCUGCCAAGGGAAAAGCGCGAUGCUCCAUAUGGGCGGCUGCGGGAUUCAGCUGGUGUCCAGAAAAGGCCGCCUCUCACGGACACCUGCCCUCCAUCUGUUACCGGCACACGCGGAGGAGUCUUUACGGCUGUCCCUCUCCUCUUCGUCCUCCUCUUCUUUUUCCUCCUCAUCCUCCUCUAUUCAGGAACAGGGUAAUAACAUUAGUCGAGCUCCAGAGAGAGAAAAAGAGGCUGAAAACCUGCCUCCGCGGCGCCCUGUGAAACUCGCUCCACUAGAGCUCCCCCUGGAGGUCAGAGAGGCUCAGCGGCAGAAAAUUAAAAGCGCUCAUGAGGGCAAAGCUGCGGGUUGUAGGCCUGAAGGGGUGUAUCCGGGAAAGGCGAAAGUUUGUUGGAGGGAUGAGACGGAUAAUAAGUCACCAGAGCGUUUCCCGCUGAGUACCAUCACAGAGCCACAUAAACCACUCAUACCUGUCAAUCAAGUAAAGAUUGGUUCUGAUAGGCCCGUAGGGAAGGAGGCGGGGCCAAUAGAAGGUAAUCUGACAAGAGUUCACUCAGCACAUCAUUAAAAUACUGUAAUAAUAAUCACAGAGAAUGUAUUUUUGCGGUGAUUUUCCACUGUUAUUGUAACC